ACGCAGUUAAAGUCAUCAUUAAGAAACAUGCAGUUCCAGCCGUCCUGCAUCUGGGCCAGACCCUACUUGAGAUCAGACUGCAGAGCAGCACCAGGUUCUGGAAGCACCGGAGUCAAAGAGGGGGACUCCGGGAACACCCCCGCCACCUGACUUGUGUCUUUCUGUACCAGAAGCUGUCGAGCGAUAGACCGCGUUCUGACGGAGAGGCGUCUCAGGAGAACGGACACACCGACUGCAAGGACCAAGCAAAGAACAAGAAGAAUGCAAAGCCUGAACAGAAAAGUGGGACAGUAGGAAAGGGGGCAGGGAAGAAGAUCACCAAGAUCAUGAGUCUGGGCAAAAAGAAGCCAUCCAUGGAUGAGCAAACCUCAUCGGCUGAAGAAGACGUUCCCACAUGUGGCUAUCUGAACGUGCUGUCCAAUAACCGCUGGAGGGAGCGCUGGUGUCGACUGAAGGACAACCAGCUUCUCCUCCAUAAGGACCGAGAUGACCUGAAGAGCCACAUCGCUUCUUUGCCCCUUCGAGGCUGUGAAGUCAGUCCUGGCCUCGACCACAAACAUCCCCUGGCUUUCCGUUUGCUUCGUAACAGUCAGGAGGUGGCCGUUCUCGAGGCUUCCUCCUCUGAAGACAUGGGCCACUGGCUGGGGGUGCUCUUGGCUGAAACAGGAUCCACCGCUGAUCCAGCAACUCUGCAUUAUGACUACAUCGAUGUGGAGACCACUGCCAACGUCAUCCAGCUGGCCAAGCAGUCCUUUUGUUUCACCAGUAAGCAUGCCGUUUCUCCAAACCCGUAUCUGGACAAUCCGCUCAAUGGCUACGCCUGUCCCACCGGUUUGGCUCUGCACUACGACGACGUGCCUGUUAACGGAACGUUAAAAGGAAAGAAAGGACUGGCAGCCGGUUGGGUGGCAUCCAAACAGAAAGUGGACUCAAAGAACCAAACCAAGAAGCAUCCAGUUAACGGAACAGCAUCCCUAAAACGCAACUCCUCUGAUGCUGAGCAGUGUAAGUACGGGAAGAAUCGUGUGGAGGCUGACGCCAAGCGGCUGCAAGCUCAGGAGGAAGAGCUGAUGAAAAAGAAACAGGACAUCAGGAACCAUUUGGCCCAACUAAAGAAGGAGAGGAAAGACAUUCGCGCCGCUGUGGAGGCCGCUGCUGGUAAACGUUUGCACAGCUCACUGUCAGAGCAGCUGCAGAAAGUAGAGGAGGCGUGCCGGCGAAAGGAGGUGGAGCAUGUAAACCUGGAGCUGGAGCUGACUGAAGUGAAGGAGAGCCUGAAGAAAGCGCUGAAUGGCGGGGUGACACUGGGCCUCACAAUCGAACCCAAAGCAGCUUCCUCGGGCCUCCAGUCUCCGGCGGCGCUGCGACGGACACAAGAGUCCUCGCCGUUCUCCAGCUGUGACACCAGCGACACGGAGUCCUGCUCCCUGCCCGUCAACAGCGCCUCUCUGCUCCGCCGGCAGCAGGGCAGCCAGAAGGCCUCGCCGGUCCGUGGACACGUGCUCAGGAAGGCCAAGGAGUGGGAGCAGAAGAGCGGCACAUGAACGCCGGUGACAUCCCUCAUGGACUUUAUCAUUAUCGUUAUUGUUAUUAUUUAUUUCAAACGUCCGGCCGAACCAACAUAAGGUUUUCACAGACUGUCAAUACCACAAUAUGCACAUCUUUGUGUUGCCAUGGUUACUGCAGUAAGUCGCUGUACUUCAGUUCUACAAACUCUGUCAGCAUAACUGCAGUUUUUUUGAUUGAAAUCUUCAAAGUAUUUAUUUGUAA
Messenger RNA from Thalassophryne amazonica, 1770 nucleotides. Its product is annotated as actin filament-associated protein 1-like. The transcript has 11 exons. The record is from RefSeq and is a predicted model, not a curated record. Lineage: Eukaryota; Metazoa; Chordata; Actinopteri; Batrachoidiformes; Batrachoididae. The annotation marks the transcript as partial. Gene Ontology annotation, cellular component: cytosol. Gene Ontology annotation, molecular function: SH2 domain binding; SH3 domain binding.